Molecule: messenger RNA, 1899 nt
Organism: Fraxinus pennsylvanica
Lineage: Eukaryota; Viridiplantae; Streptophyta; Magnoliopsida; Lamiales; Oleaceae
Source: the annotation of a GenBank genome assembly
AUGCCUUCAACCAUAAGGAAUCUCAAGAAAUUGGUGACAUUGGAUAUUCUACUAGCACAUUUUAAUUGUGGUUUGCCAACAACUAUUUUCAGGAUGAAGCAUUUGAAGUAUUUAAUCUUAGGCUAUGAUAAAACGUUUGAGUCUAACAAAUGCACAAAUUUGAAUGUCAGAAAUGAGGUGUAUUUACCGAACGUAGAAACUUUAUUUGCGAUGCCUGGUACCAUUUUGAAAGCUAGCUCAUUACAAAAACUCUCCAACUUAAGAGAGCUGACAUUAUACGAGACUAAUAACCAACAUAUAAAUGUCAUAUCUGGUAAAACACCCAUAUCGGAGAAGCUCCAAGACUUGGAUUUGCACUUCACUCAGAAGUUUAAUUGGUCAAACCUGUCCCAGUAUGACCAUCUUGCUAGUUUGACUAUGAGAACUGGAUUUGAUUUUCCAUUCAAUCUUGACACCAUUGAAUUCCCUCCAAACCUUAUCUUCCUUAACCUUUUGUUCAUGAAAUUCACUGAGGAUCCAAUGAAGGUACUAAAGGAACUACGCAAAUUAGAGUUCCUUGAAUUGUUAAAUUGUGAAUACAACCAAUCAAUCCCGAUGGAUUUCUCAGGAGAAAACAGCUUUCCAGAGCUUCAAGUGUUGUCAAUUUAUAGAUUAGCUGUGGAUGAUGUGAUUCCGGAGUUGAUUGUGGAUCAAAGAGGGAUGCCAAAGCUUAACAAGGCUUGGGUUUCCGAGAAAUUGAUCCAGGUCGAUGGAAAUCGAAAUCUUGAUGACAUUGUGGCUAUUAAAUUAGAGAUGUUAAGUGACAGAAAUUUAAUCCAAGCAUCUUCUAGAGAUUCGGAUGGAAGAGUGGAAAGUUGUCGCAUUCAUGAUCUUCUACGCUUUCUUUGCAUCGAAAAGGCCAACGAGAACAACUUCUUCUUUAAUGCACUCCAUGAUAGACACUCUAAUUCAUUUUCAAUGCUUCGUAGACUUACAAUCGACAACACUAGUCAAUUUUCUUUUUCAAAAACUCCAAAACUUCGUACCUUGUUCUGUUUCUCUAACUCAAGAGAAGGAUGGACUUUGAUUCCUAAUGAGAUAGGAGAUCUGAGUAGGUUGACUUUCCUUAUGUUGAGAGGGAGAUUUGAAAGGAUGCCUUCAACCAUAAGGAAUCUCAAGAAAUUGGUGACAUUGGAUAUUCUACUAGCACAUUUUAAUUGUGGUUUGCCAAGAACUAUUUUCAGGAUGAAGCAUUUGAAGCAUUUACUCGUAGGCAGUGGUAAAACGUUUGAGUCUAACAAAUGCACAAAUUUGAAUGUCAGAAAUGAGGUGUAUUUACCGAACGUAGAAACUUUAUUUGGGAUGCCUGUUACCAUUUUGAAAGCUAGCUCAUUACAAAAUCUCUCCACCUUGAGAGAGCUGUUUUUAUACGAGAUUAAUGACCAAUGUAUAAAUGUCAUAUCUGGUAAAACACCCAUAUCAGAGAAGCUCCAUUACUUGGAAUUGUUGUUCACUCAGAAGUUUGAGAGGUUAAACUUGUCCCGCUAUGACCGUCUUGCUAGUUUGACUAUGGAAGCUGGAUCUGAUUUUCCAUUCAAUCUUGACACCAUUGAAUUCCCUCCAAACCUUAUCUCACUUGAACUUUCGUUCCUGAAAUUCACUGAGGAUCCAAUGAAGGUACUAAAGGAACUACGCAAAUUAGAGUUCCUUCAAUUGUCAGGUUGUAAAUACAGCCAAUCAAUCACGAUGGAUUUCUCAGGAGAAAACAGCUUUCCAGAGCUUCGAGUUUUGCUACUUUAUGGAUUAUUUCCAGAGUUGAUUGUGGAUCAAAGAGGGAUGCCAAAGCUUAACAAGUUUGUGUGCAGCCAAAAAGGCAUAAAUGUUCCCGAGAGACUACGUGAAAUAAUGGAGGUGCCAUGA